GUUAAUCUUGCUGGGCAUUUUCCGCAAAUCGACAACCAUUGUGCCUAUUUUGCGUGAAACGAGGCAGCGCUACUCUAACCACCCCAGCUCCUCCACGAAACCUGGCAAAGUCUUCAGAUUGCUAAAUGCUUCCUUUAGUGUGCACGGAUUACCUAGGUAUUAACUCCUGUAUACCUCUACCUGCUUGCAGUCUAGGAGAAUAUGUUUCGCUGUUUCCUCAUCUUCCAUGCACGCUCUGCACAUGGGGCUGUCAGUUUUAGGUUCCUAUAUUAUGUAGGUGUUUGUUUAGUGUGUGUACUGUUAUUAAUCCUAUUAUUUGACUUAGUUGACAUCUUGGUGUUUUCAGUAGUAGUAGCAUAUCCUUUUCUCAAUGGUGUAAUGACGUAAUCUAUUUAUUGACAAUAACAAUAUACAUAAUGGAUAUAUACAGAUGAUAACUAUAACUAGCUUAUAUCUAAAAUAGGCCCUUGAGGCAUUGUACCAAGGAUGCUAGCGGCAUUUCCUCGUUGUAUCGCAAUACUGAUACGUUGUGCGAGGAAGCCGCCGCCGCCGGCUCUUCGGUCACCAACUUCGCCGCGUAUCCAUUGCAACUGCAGUCCAUGGUUCGCCGUCUCGCUUCCUCGUACGGGCACAUCGGCGAGCUGAUGAGACAGAUGAACGAGACCAACGGCACAAUCAUCAUAGCCAUUCUUAUGGCCGUGUUCCUGCAUCUUUUAGUCACUCCGUACUACUCAUUGCGGGCUUUAAAUUCGAACGCAAAUGUGCUGGAGGUGGUGCUGGUGCCGCUCUGUUGGACCUUUCUGCAGAUAGCCAUUCUUCUGCUGACCGUCGAACCUUGCCACUGGACGCAUGAACAGAGAGAAACUACCAAGUUCCUGCUAAGCCGAGUAACCGUCCGCCUGGCGCCGAAGAGCAAGCUUCUGGCCCGGGAGUUGGAUCACUUCGCAAAACAGAUUUGCCUGUCUAAUAUCAAGUUUUCACCGCUCGGCGUGCUCACCCUCGGUCGGCCGCUCGUGGCUUCGAUGUUUGGCGGCGUGGCGACCUAUCUCAUCAUUCUUGUGCAGUUCUAUUCACACACAGAUGACUGAAACGAUAGAACUAGCCUCAGCUCUAAAAUAAUAGAAUAUAAUUAUGGUAACGGCACCAGUCUUGGGACAUUUAAGAGAAAAUUUGGAGUAUUUUGAUAUUUUCUCGGCACCUGUAAAAUUUCUACCACUUUAUGCGUUAAAAGUUGAAUGUUCUAUAGAUGUAAUGAAAGAUACUGCAAUUGGUUUCACUAUUAUUAACAAAUUAAAACUAUAUGUUUUUUGCUCCAGUCAUGGGAUGUACCUAUGGCGCCAUUAAUUUUGAAACAAAGAAAAAUCAAUGAAACGCCAUACUUAAGCAGCUCUUGUCUCUUGUUUAUGAUAAAAUGUUGCUCAUAAAUACUUAUUUUAUGGGAUUUGCAUGUACCAUCCCAUUUCUGAAGCCUGUUCUUAAGGCACACAAUAUGUGUCUGUAUGUGUUUGAUAAUAAGAACGGGCGUACUUAUCUGUGGACGCACCUAACUUAUGGUAGGUAGUUGUUAUUUUGUGUCGGUAACGCAGAAGAAAAACGUGAAAAGUUUCCAUAGUGAUUGUCCAUGAGGAAGUUGUGUGGUUAUGUACAGCCAGCAAAACUAUUAGCUUAGGACUCCUGCAUACAAAUGUGGGGUGCCAAGCUAAUAGAUUUACUGACUGUAAAAGUUUUCGAGUGUUUUACUUCUUUAAAAGACACAUCACCAAUAGCAACUAAAGUAGUUUAAUAAAUUACGUUGUUUAGCCAACUAUUCAUAAAAAGACGCCUUUAGUAAACAUAAUUAGAGGUUAUUUUUCAAACGCUUAAAUCAUGGAUAACAUUUAACUAUAAAUUUCAAAUAUGGAUAAGUGAUACUAUGUCAUUUAGCCAACUAUUCAUUAAAAUACGCUUGAAGUAUACGUGUUUAGAAUUUAUUUUUCAAAAGCUCAAACCAUGGAUAAUUUUUAACUUUUAAUGUCAUAUAAAUAUAAAUGGUAGAAUGUAAUUAAUCAUCUAUACUUUAAAUUACGCCUUAAGUCAUAGAAUUAUAAAUAGAUUUUUCAAAAUCUCAAAAUAUACCUAUACGUUAUCCUCGCCACUUUAUACCGAAUUAAAUCACUUAUCAGAUAAACGUAAUUCCACGCAUUAAAUGAUUAAUGAUACGAUAACAAAAGCAUCAUAGCCCUGCUGAUAUGUACUUUAUUUGCUGCGCAGAUUUUAUCGGUUUAUUGCCAGACUGAGGAAAUAAGAUAAAAGUACUAGUGCUCGUCGUUGCACUAGUCACCGACAUGGGCACUCUAUUUCAUGGAAAUAUAGGUUAAAUUUGAACAAUGAAGAUCUUUCUGUAUUCGAACUGUCACUUUGACAUAAAGUGCCCAUGUUGAGUACUAGUGCAACGUCGAGCACUAGUACUUCUACCUUACCGUGUGAAGUAAUUUCGAGCCUGUCAACUUUUGCAAAAGUUUUUGAACCUUUGGUAUGUCCAUUCAUUGAGUUACAUUUUAGGUACGUCAUAACUGAGCACCAGGAUUUACCAGAGCUACGCCCAAAUGUCCUAAUUUGAUAUCCUGCACCGAAUAUGUCGUGGAGGCCAUUGAUGAUCACACGCAAUUAGACGAAAUACCAUAUACGUAGACGGAUUUUAGCAAAGCCUUUUAUCGCAUUUCCCAUUCUGUAAGUACUUUAUCAUAAACUUGUCUCGUUGGGAUACUCAGGAUCUCUUCUCUCCUGGCUUAAAUCAUAUUUGGAUAAAAGAGCGUUCUAUGUUGUAGUUAAUGGACAUCGUUCUGAGAUGCAUGCCAUCAGUUCAGGAGUUCCGCAGGGAUCUCACGUUGGUCCUAUCCUAUUUAAUAUUUUUAUAAACGAUGUACAAAAUUGUUUUGUGAAUUCCUGUCCGUUUUUAUACGCCGACGAUUUAAAGUUUGCUAGGCGAAUAACCACACCUAGUGAGAUGGAUCUGUUGCAAAGUGACCUUAACAGAGUAAAUCAAUGGUGCGCUGACAACGCCAUGCAGUUGAACAUAAAAAUGUUUACAUAUAAAAUUUACUACAAAUUAUAACCAUAUCGAUUCAUCCUACCAUAUCGCUGGGGAAUAUCUUAAUGAACUUGAUCACCUAGGAGUUAUAUUUGACAAAAAGAUGACCUUGGUACCGCACAUCGAUGCUAUUAUUAAGCAGUCUUCUAAAAUUCUAGGCUUUAUUAUAAGAACCGGUAAACAUUUUCGAACAGUAAAAACCAAAAUCCUUCUAUAUAACCCCUUCGUUCGCAAUAUCUUGGAAUACGGUAUGGCAGCCUCACUAUUCAACUCAUUGCCUCAAAGAAUUCAGAAACGAUUUCUUUGGCAUGGAUGUAGUCACCAGUGGCGGAUUAACCGAACAGCAGAAAAAGCAUAUGCUAAGGGCCCCGCGCCUAGGGGGGCCCCGCGCUCCGACUCUGACCAUGCGAGUUCGGCACGCGGAACCGGCCAAGUUCAAGUAGAACUCGCACUCCGCGGAUCCUGUACUACCACAUUUUAUUUACAAUGUAUUUUUUUUCGUAAGUCAGUAACAAUAUUGAUCAAUUAUUAUUAUUUUAUUAUCCUGUCUAUUUUUCUUUAUGACGAUACCAAAUUUAAAGAAUUUUUAGGCUUACGCAAAGACCAAGAGCAGAGUUUAGCAGAAAACCGAAGGUGCAUUUUCUCAAAACUUUUGUGCAUGGCUAAGCUGCAGGAAAUAGAGCUAGGAAACGAACAAAAGAAGAUAUUGUGUUUAAAAACAUAUUAGUGAAAAGCAAUGAAGGAUGAUUUAUUUAUAAAUUAUUAUUUCAAAUAACAAAUUGCACCUUACAGCUAAUGCCUAAUUAUGAUCAGCUUUGAGCCCGUAGUAGGCCAAAGGACGCGCUCCUCUACGGCUGGCCGGGCGCCCAAAAUAUGCCGAGUUGCUGCAAAGCCGUGAUACAUAUGAUCUAAUUGUCAAAAUGUUAUAAAAAUAAAACAGCGGGGCCCCUAUGCAGGGCUUUGCAUUCGCAUAUGCCGGAUGUAAAGCCCUACAUAGGGCCCGAUACCCAAAGCAUCCCAGCAAGUCGCACCUUCGAGCAAGAACUAAGGCGGCCGAGCAGCAGGCGAGCCGAGAUCACAUUGGUUCAAUUCCAAACUCUGUUCUCCUACAGUUCAGCCUUUGCAUGGUGGCACGCCGCGAUAGAACGCUCCGGGCCUCCGCCCUUAUAUAGGCGGCCUCGGCCUACGGCCUCGUUCAUACUAUGGCAUUGGUUUCAUUCUAGGCUCUGCUUUCCUGCAGCUUGGCCUUCAGCUUCGCACGGGAACGCUACAAAAUCGGGUGGUUCGAAUAUUCAGCUCGUGGAGCUCAGCCUUUGGCCUUGUUUUUUGGCUCACUUAGCCAUUAGGUCCCACUUCUUAGGUCCGACUCACUUUUCACCUAUUUUUACAAGCUUUUG
Cydia pomonella (codling moth) is the source of this 4467-nucleotide messenger RNA. RefSeq names its product gustatory receptor for sugar taste 43a-like. The transcript is spliced from 5 exons. NCBI's taxonomy places the organism in Eukaryota, Metazoa, Arthropoda, Insecta, Lepidoptera, Tortricidae. The record is from RefSeq and is a predicted model, not a curated record. Bases 600 to 1088 code for a protein of 162 amino acids. Gene Ontology annotation, biological process: sensory perception of taste. Gene Ontology annotation, cellular component: axon; neuronal cell body; membrane.